AUCGCGUCCCGCACUAGAAGCCACUCUUUUGUUCACUUUGAGUAGUUUUCGCUGCACAAAAGUUGACUUGGGCUCACUUUUUGAUGAGUUUACGCCACAAACCACACGAGCGGCGGAGGAGCCAUUCGUGAUUUCUUUUUCAUUUGACUUCCUUCUUCCUGUCAGCUGCCGGCGUGAGGAAUGUGGCGUGAUUAAGAAGGAGUGAAAGUGUUGAAAGUUGGACUAGUUGACCACCUUGGCACCAGCUAGCUAGGCCAGUGUAGCUUCAUGGCAACCGGCGGCUUCAAGUCGAACGCCACCACGGACUUCCUGGAGGAGUGGAAGGCCAAGAGGGAGAAAAUGAGAGCCAAGAUGUUGGGUGACAUCGCCGCCGCCAGCAACAGCAGCCUGCCGGCGGAGGAGCCGCAGCACCCGGCGGCCAAUCUGAAGAAGGCUUCGCCUCAGACUGACGGCAGCGCCGCGGCGUGCCCGGACAGCCCGGACAUGCCGGACAGAACGUCUCCCUGCAAGGAGAAGAAAAGCUGCGGUCCGAGCGCCAGGAAGGGCAAAGGUCAGAUCGAGAAGAGGAAGCUGAGGGAGAAGAGGAGGUCCACAGGUGUUGUCAGCAUGCCGUCCAAUGAGAGCCUGGAUGAACUGGAUGAUGAUGAUGGCAGGGAGAAGGACGGGCGGGAGGAGGAGGAGCAGCUGGUCCUGGCCAACACCUUCCAGAAUGAGGCCAUGACGGCUGAUCCGGCUACAGGCCUCGUCACGGACACCCCAAGGCCAGGAAGUGGGCGCCCCAAGAGCGAGGAGGAACUGGGCGCUAACAGUCGGCAUCACCACAACCGCCACAUCCGGGACGUGGCGCCAGGGAGUCUGGAGAAGAGGUUGGAAGAGCUGGAGAAGGAGUUGUCGAGAGAGCGCCAGGAGACAGCCAGGCUGCUGAAGGCCCACCAGGACAAAGACCACCUCAUCGACAAGCUCAAGGAGGAGAUCCACCUUCUCAACAGGGACCUGGACGACAUCGAAGAUGAGAACGAGCAACUGAAACAAGAAAACAAAACUCUGCUCAAAGUGGUGGGGCAGCUGACCAGGUCGCUGGGAGCAGGCGGGAGUCCAGAUGACAGAUAAGGACGGAAGCAAGGAAUACUUGUGGAAUCUUCAUCUCCGACAUGAGGUGGGAUGCCGUGGGAGAUGAUUGGCCAAGAAAUGGAGCUUCUGUCAAAAUGUUCCUGUUAUAAUCCACACUUCAUCAGCCACUGGACACGCGCGCGCGCACAGAGCUUCUAAGCAGCAGCAUGACAGACUGGAGUGUCUCGUUCCUCCGCUGGGAAUUGAGUCAUGGGCUGCUUGUCUUCCCCCGGUAGCCAUGGCAACGGCAUAGCUGUGUCUCCCGAUCGAUGCUUUGUCACACACUUUGCCUCCUGAUGCUAAAAGUUGUGACGGGGGCCAAAAUGGCUGUGUUUUGGCACCCCCACCCCAACCUAGUGGUCGGGAGCCUAAAGGGCGGGGCUAGAUGCGACUUAGUCCUGUGUGUGUCAAUCAGCCACACCCUUCAAGCAAGCGAGACUCUGAGAUGCACUUGCAGCUGUUCACCAGAGGGGGCGGUAGACUGCCGUUCUGGGGACACAGUUAUUUUGAUUUAGUAUACAUGGCUGCAAGGGGGGCAGGGAGCCUUUUUUUCAAACUGAUACCAUCCAUCCAUCCAUCCAUUUUCUAUACCGCUUCAUCCUCAUUAGGGUCACGGGGGCAUGCUGGAGCCUAUCCCAGCUGACUUCGGGCGAGAGGCGGGGUACACCCUGGACUGGUGUCCAGCCAAUGGCAGGGCACAUAUAGACAAACACUCACAUUCAUACCUAUGGACCAUUUAGAGUCCCAAUGAAGCUAACAUGCAUGUUUUUGGAAUGUGGGAGGAAACCGGAGUACCCAGAAAACCCACACACACACGGGGAGAACAUGCAAACUCCACACAGAAAUGCCCAAGGGAGAAUCCAACCCAGGUCUUCCCAUCUCCAGGCUGUUCCUGUAUUGGCCAACAUGCUAACCACUAGACCACCGUGUGGCCUCAAACUGACACCAAUAACACAUAAUUUUUUUAUUUCUACCUUAUUUAUGUAGAUGGAAGUGUAGUUAGUGCACACGUGGAGGUAAGAAGGACUGGAACAAGUUAGUACCUGUUGAUGUGUCCUAAUGAAAUAUGACAUUACUACUAGCACAUCACUGCUAUCAGGAGAACCAGAGUAUAGAGGGGGAGGAGCCACCUGCUGUGGCCCAGCAAGGUGCACUGGAUUCAGGCACACGCUCCGAGCGGCCUGUGUGACGCCACGGAGGUCUCUGGCAAACCUUUUGCACUUUUCAAACGGCGUUUCAGGAGGCCUGAGGGGAAGUUAGGACAGGCCGUUAACGUCCCAGGCAGGGGAAGGAAGGAGCGCCUUCACGGAUGAUGUGGGAGUAAAAAACCAUGAGAAGCAAAAUAAAUAUGUUUAGGAAUACAAAUAUGUGUUUUUAUGUGGCAAACAAGACUGAACCACCUGUGAGUGCUUUUAGAUGGGGGGGGGGGGUCACAGGAGGAUGCACUGCUCAUUGAAAAGAGCAAUACGUGCGUUCGAUAGUGGCAGCACUGAUCCUUCCUGCUACAUCGUCGUAUUCUCUGGCAGAGCAGGCGUGUUAAGAAGCAGACGGUCCCGUCACAAUGUGUUUAGGAGCGACGGCCAACUGGUAGCACCAAAUUGUGGCCACUCAAAGAUGGUCUAUUUGAUGGAAUCUCCUGCAGAAAGAGAACCCAUGGACACGACUGCUGUCAUUCUCGUGCAGGAUGAAGACCACUGAUGGAACGCGUGUGUCAGUCCUUCUGCUUCCAAAGUGAGAAUGUGGUGGAUGACUCACAGCGUCCAUGAAGGUCACUCUGCGUUGCCAUGGCAGCGGCGUCCGGUCUCCCUGACACGACGCAUUGUCAGGGAACACCUCCUUCCUCCUCCUCCUCCUCAUCCGCCGUGCCAAGUCGGCAUCUCCUUGGGAUGCCAACAUGGAAGAUAGUAUUCACCUUGUCCAGACGGCAUGUGCUCGUCGACCAUCUGUCAUCUGCUCUUACGCUCAAACGCAGCUGUCAAUCACGUGCAAUGCCCGCCUUCCUGUGGCCUUCAAGGCAAACAAGCUUGUUGGAUUGUCAUCCUUGCGGUGUCAUCUUUACUCACCAAUCAUCUCCAUCUUCUCACUUUGUUCCACCAAGAUCAUCUUGACUGUGAAACGCUUCUACUGCUGGGGGGGGAGGGGGAUCAGGGGGAUGGAGACUUUCAUCCCUUUCAACCACAUCACGACAGCCUGAGGCUUUGCAGUGCAUGCUGGGAAAUGCAUGUCGUCAUAGCAGCACACAAACAUACAUCCUUCUAGUUUACUCACACUACCGCUUCACCCGCCAUCAUACCUUGGAAGCCCAUUAUUGGUAGCAUUAUGAUGAUUGUUAUUAUAAACCAGGGGGGUCCAAAUGUUUUUCCAGCGAGAGCCACAUUGUGAAAAUGAAGGGAUACAACUUACCACUGAUGUUUUGUAACCAACAUGUUUCAUGAUGCUAGCAAUAGCUUUCAAGAUGCUAAUAUGUUUCAAUAUGCUAACAUGUUUCAAGAUCCUAACAACAUGUAUCAAGAUGCUAGCAAUAUGUUUCAAUAUGCUAACAAUAUAUUUCAGCAUGCUAAGAAUAUGUUUCAAGAUGCUAACAACAUGUUUCAAGAUGCUAACAAUAUAUUUCAGCAUGCUAAGAAUAUGUUUCAAGAUACUAACAACAUGUUUCAAGAUGCUAACAAUAUAUUUCAGCAUGCUAAGAAUAUGUUUCAAGAUGCUAACAACAUGUUUCAAGAUGCUAACAAUAUAUUUUAGCAUGCUAAGAAUAUGUUUCAAGAUACUAACAUGUUUCAAGAUGCUAACAAUAUAUUUCAGCAUGCUAACAAUAUGUUUCAAGAUGCUAACAACAUGUUUCAAGAUGCUAACAAUAUAUUUCAGCAUGCUAAGAAUAUGUUUCAAGAUGCUAACAACAUGUUUCAAGAUGCUAACAAUAUAUUUCAGCAUGCUAAGAAUAUGUUUCAAGAUGCUAACAAUAUAUUUCAGAAUGCUAAGGAUAUGUUUCAAGAUGCUAACAACAUGUUUCAAGAUGAUCAACUUCACUCUUUGCUAUUUUCCCCCAUUUUUGCUGUUUUUUUUUUCAAAUGUUCCAACUAUUGUGGCAACUAAUGUUACAACUUUGUUGUAGAUUUUCUUUUGGUAAUUAUGCUUUUAUUCCCAUACUUUGACUUUAUUCUUGUAACAUUCUAACUUGUUCCAUUCCAAAAAUGACAACUUUAUUUGUUUUGUUUGCCUCUCAUAAUAUAACUUUUUAUAAAUCUCUUAUUUCAAUUGUUUUUCUCUUGAUAUUUUGAUUCUAUUGCUGAUUGUUCCUUUUUUGCUGUUGUUGUUUUUUAGUUUAAUUGUUAAAUUAUAAGUUAAUGUGUGGUGGGCCACACCCCUGUUAUAAAGCGAUAGGCCCCGCCCAUCCGGGAUGUAAAUAGUGAUUAUAAUGCCAACCCUGUAACGUUGGCUUUG
Molecule: messenger RNA, 4551 nt
Organism: Dunckerocampus dactyliophorus (ringed pipefish)
Lineage: Eukaryota; Metazoa; Chordata; Actinopteri; Syngnathiformes; Syngnathidae
Gene: pawr
Product: PRKC, apoptosis, WT1, regulator
Exons: 7
Coding region: 268-1110 (280 amino acids)
Biological process (GO): apoptotic process; positive regulation of apoptotic process
Cellular component (GO): cytoplasm
Source: RefSeq, a predicted model, not a curated record